This is a messenger RNA of Heterotrigona itama, 2388 nucleotides long. Lineage: Eukaryota; Metazoa; Arthropoda; Insecta; Hymenoptera; Apidae. The record is from the annotation of a GenBank genome assembly.
UUUCCAGAGCCACCACCUCUCGAUUAUUACAUAACUGACGUUUCGCCAACAUUUUUGUCCGAUGGAAUAUUUUACCAUGGAAAACCGGCUCCCUGCCAUAAAUGCGUGGCUAAACAGCUCAGACCGAUCAAAAGGACAGCGAAUGUUCGUGUAAUUGUUGCAGCCGACCCUCUAACGCCUAUAAAGGAACUGGAUUCGGAUACUUUAAACCGAUGGCUCAGGAAGGAGAAAGAAAUGUACGUGGAUUCUCCCACAAAGGAUAAUGGCGUCGUUUUCCAAACGCUUGCUGUGUUCUCGAUAUUCCCGCGAUCAAGGCAGUACGAAUUGUGGUACAUUCGUGAAAGACGAUUGAAAGAUCUUCAGAAACAGAAAGCACCCAUCGUACCAUGUGUCGAAAAAGAAGAAAGACUCGAGACAGAUGACGAGCCGUGUGGUCUAUCAAAACCACCAGAUAAGCCCGGAAAAUUGAGUGAGCUUCCGGUUGGAAAUAUAAACGACUGCGCGUUCGAAAAGUUAAAAGAGUUCGAUCACGAAGAGAAGCUUGAUAUCGAUCGUUCGAACAAAUACACGCCAGGUGUAAUUCAGCGAAUGCAGGUAUUGAUGUUAUUAUCGAUGCAUCCAAAGUCUUCUCUACUUAAAAAUCCGGAAGACACGAGUGUGAAGGACGCUCUCGAGCAUGCAAAUACUUUUGAAGUCGUACAAAAAAGGAACGAAACUUUGCCAGUAGAAUCACUUGUUGAUGUAAAUGUUUGCCAUUCUGGAAAACGUCCGCCAAUAAUGGAUAAUUGUUGUAAAUUGGAGGAUGACAUCGAAGCUGAUGACGACAGACGAUGGCAGCCUCUUCACGAAAACUUCGAAUUUCCAAAAACGAAAUCUGAAAGAGAACAUAUGCUGCGGGAAUUAACCAGGCCUUUUCUACACGAUAUGCACACGUGGUAUACAAAGAAUAAGCCAACAAAGUUGAUCAUCCCUCUUAAACAUUCUGGGAAACGACCAAUCCCCGAGUGGCGUUUCUCUCAUUUAUACAAAGUGCAAGUCGCUAUACGAGAUAUAGAGACCGGACAGGGUGAUGGAAAAAGUUUCGAUCCCUUUAGUGAACGAAGAAUUGAUAACCCGACGACGGACGGUGAUACGUUAACACACUUAUUAAAAGCAGCGCUUGGAACGGGUAUAUUAUCCAUGCCAAUUGCUUUUAAAAAUGCUGGGCUUGUCGUCGGUGUAUUUGCCACAGUUCUAGUGGCAUUUGUAUGCACACAUUGCGCAUAUAUUUUGGUAAAAUGUGCACAUGUUCUUUAUUACAAAACAAGGCGCACAGAGAUGAGUUUCGCCGAUGUAGCAGAAGUAGCAUUUGCUACGGGGCCGCAAUGGGGUAGAAAAUUUUCAAAGCCAAUCAGGUACCUCAUACAGAUUAGUUUAUUUGCAACAUACUUUGGCACCUGCAGUGUGUACACAGUUAUCGUUGCUGCGAAUUUUAAUCAAAUCAUUAAGCAUUACCAUGCGGAAUCUGAGAUCAGUCUCCGGUUGAUGGCAGCCUGUUUAUUGAUUCCAAUGAUACUCCUUAGUUGGAUUCCGAAUUUGAAAUAUCUUGCACCUGUUUCCAUGGUGGCCAAUAUAUUUAUGGGAUCAGGUUUAGGAAUAACAUUUUAUUAUUUAGUCUGGAAUAUGCCACCCAUCACGUCUGUGCCUUUAUUCGCGUCCAUCGAGGACUUCCCACGAUUCUUCAGCAUUACUAUCUUCGCAAUGGAAGCAAUAGGAGUUGUAAUGCCAUUGGAGAAUAACAUGAAAACACCCCAACAUUUUGUUGGAAUUUGUGGUGUUCUUAACAAAGGAAUGUCCGGAGUUACGCUUAUCUAUAUUUUACUCGGAUUCUUAGGAUAUGUAAAAUAUCAAGACCAAACAUUAGACAGUAUCACGCUAAAUCUACCAACAGAAGAAGUAGCGGCUCAAGUUGUAAAGAUAUUAAUAGCUCUUGCUGUUUAUUGUACAUUUGGACUACAAUUUUAUGUUUGCCUUGAUAUUGCAUGGAAUGGUAUAAAAGAUCGAUUUCAGAAAAAGCCACUGUUAGCAAAUUACAUUUUAAGAACAGUUAUGGUCACAGGAGCAGUUUUAUUGGCUGUGAUUGUACCAACUAUCGAACCUUUUAUUGGAUUGAUUGGUGCAUUUUGUUUUUCAAUAUUAGGACUCUUAAUUCCUGUAUUCGUCGAAACUGUAACUUAUUGGGAUGUUGGUUUUGGACCUGGAAAUUGGGUAGCAUUGAAAAAUGUAAUCAUAUGCAUCAUUGGUCUCAUGGCCUUAGUUUUUGGAUCUCGCAGCGCAUUAAUACAAAUCGCGGCACUUUAUAGUUAAAAAAAAUUGGUUUUCUAAUUGUAGAUAUUUCAAUAUCCCUAA